AUGGACACAGACUCUGUCCACUCUGGCCAAUCACACCACUCACGAGGCUCAAACAGGAACAGUGAUCGCAGUAGGGACCGGCACAAACCACGCAGUCAUGAUGGCAGCAAUCGCUCUGACAAGAACGUGACCAUCAGCAGCCUGUCAGCGCAAACUGGAGCCACAGAACAGACCCCCGCUAGCACAGAGCCUCAGGAUGAUAACUGGGCUGAAACCACCACGGCCGUGACGGGUACCUCAGACCACAGUCUUUCUCAGGAGGAGCUGGCGAGUUUUGGGAAAGAGGCAGUGGGUGGUGUGCAGAAGCAGAGCUUUGUGAGAUUGCUGCCUCUGGGUCUGACGCUGCUCCUGGGAUUGGUGGUUCUUCUAACGCCGCUGGCCUUUGUGGUGUUGCCACAGAUACUGUGGUCUGAACGAGUGCAGGCCUGCGGUACAGCAUGUGAGGGUCUGUUCCUUUCGCUGGCGUUUAAACUGCUGAUCCUGUUACUGGCAGGCUGGGCUCUGUUCCUGAGGACACCUCGAGCCAGCCUACCCCGACUGGCAAUUUACAGAGCUCUACUUGCUUUGCUCACUCUGCUGCUCCUGCUCUCCUACUGGCUCUUCUAUGGAGUCCGCAUCCUUGACACGCAGGAUGAGAAUUAUCAGGGUAUCGUCCAGUUUGCUGUGUCACUGGUGGACACUCUGCUUUUCACACACUACCUGGCCGUGGUGUUGUUGGAGGUGCGCCAACUUCAGCCGUGUUUCUGUCUGUGUGUCACAAGAUCGACUGAUGGAGAGACACGGCAUUACAAUCUAGGCCAACUCAGUAUUCAGAGAGCAGCUCUGGUGGUGCUGGAACAUUAUUAUAAGGAUUUCUCAGUGCAUAACGCGGCUCUGCUGACAGCAGCAAAAACCCGGACAGCCAAGCACCUGGCUGCUCUGAAGGUCUACGAUGUGGAUGGUCCUGGCAGUGAUGCUGCGGCGAGUCAGUCUCGUGCAAAGAUAGCUGCUGCUGCCCGGCAAAGGGAUGCCAGCCACAACGAGGUUUACUACGAGGAGGCCGACUACGAGAGAAGAGUGCGCAAACGCAAAGCUCGUCUGGUGGUGGCAGUAGAAGAGGCUUUCACACAUGUGCAGCGUUUGCAGGAAGAGGAAAAAAAGCAACCUCCAGGUGAUGUAAUGGAGGCACGUGAAGCAGCGCAGGCCAUCUUCCCCUCUAUGGCACGUGCCCUGCAAAAGUAUCUGCGUACUACACGCCAGCAGCACUGCCACAGCAUGGACAGCAUCCAAAACCAUCUCGCCUUCUGCAUCACCAACAACAUGAGUCCCAAGGCAUUUUUGGAGAGCUACUUGGCCGCCGGUCCCACCAUGCAGUACAACAGCGAGUGCUGGAAAGCUCUGCAGUGGACGCUGGUUAGUGAGGCUUCGGUUACCAGCCCGCUGCGCCAUGGCUAUGAGUUCCAGCUCAAAAACUGCCACUUCUGUCUAGUGGUCAGCAGCAAAGCCAUUCCACAGCUUAGAGUCAGCGAGGAGUACGUCCACCCGAAAUCACACAAAUUUGUGCUGACAGUGCAGUCAGAGACCUCCGUCUGACUCAGUAGGACUCGUCUGUUCCUUUUAUACACAGUGAACUUUUAAACAGUGUUUUUAUGAAUCGUGUUUCUCAUGUUGGACAUUUUUGAUAGACGGCGGUGUCAUUUUGUUUGUAUUUGAGGAAAAAAAAAGUAUUUAUGUACAGGGCAGAUAUUACUUGUCAUUACAAGAGUGAAAGUGUGUGUGUGUGUUGGUGUGUCUGUUGCACUGUGGUGAAGUUAAAAAACACUACUGUUUUAUAAUGGUGGGAUUAAGUGUACAGGAAGGGCCUGUUAAAUCGUGAACCUUUAUAAGUAAUGAUAUUUAACAUGCCUGCCAAUCAAACAGAUUCAUUUUUAGAAACCUUAAAAAGCUAAAAAUGGUUCGAAGAAACUUGACUAAAAUUAUGCCUAUGCCUAUCUUAUCUCUUGUAUACUCUUAAUAAUAACACAAGAUAAUACAUAUAUUACAUUGCAAAAUUGAGCUAAAUGCUGAAAUUGAUGCUGAAAUUAAGAAUGAAUACACCAAUAGACAUCAAUUUAUAACAAGGCUUCAUUUUAACUGAUAUUUACACUGCAUAUCAUUUUUAAGGUUUUCUGCUCUAGUGACACAAUAUUUAUGUGGAACUGGUUUGUUAAAGGCCUUUACAGCAUGUAAGCAUAUACCCAUAAUAAAGGUCUUGUUUUUAGUUAAAAAAACAAUUCCAACUUCCAAUACUUAGUGUAUGCACUAGUAUAUUGUGAUACAGUUGGUGGUGCACAAAACUGAAACACUGUUGGUACAUGGGAUACAGACUGUUAAAUUACUGGCAUUUUCUUAAACUCUGUAUGAGGUCUUUAUUCCCAACCACAUUUACGACAAAACUUAUAUUUCUGCAGACAUGGACCUCACUCACAAGAAAUGGAGGAGUGGAUUGUGCUUCUCUAUGUCAGACCUAUUACUACUUUGCAUUACAUAAACAACAGUAACAGUGCCACAUUUGCACAGAGGAACUGCUUAACACUUUCUUUAAGCAUCAAGUUGUUUGUAAUCAAGUCACUGUGGUAAAACUACGAUUUCUGUGGAAACUUAAACCCAAAAGCUGCCUAAACCUUUUUAUAAAAGUCGUUUCCCUAGGCCUUGCAUCAGAAAAACUACCUACCACACUCUUGCUUACAAGGACUCUUUUAUACUAAAACUAUCUUGUUUUGUGGUAAACACUGGUUUCAGAUUGUCGUUUGUUUCUUCUCUUUUUUCUAUGUAACCUUUAUGCAUACAUGUCAUUUUCCUUGUACAUAAAUG
Messenger RNA from Trichomycterus rosablanca, 2832 nucleotides. It is a transcript of the gene vangl1, whose product is annotated as VANGL planar cell polarity protein 1. Gene Ontology annotation, cellular component: plasma membrane. The transcript has 8 exons. The record is from RefSeq and is a predicted model, not a curated record. Bases 1 to 1572 code for a protein of 523 amino acids. Gene Ontology annotation, biological process: multicellular organism development. Lineage: Eukaryota; Metazoa; Chordata; Actinopteri; Siluriformes; Trichomycteridae.